This is a messenger RNA of Salvelinus fontinalis (brook trout), 1050 nucleotides long. Its product is annotated as fibronectin-like. Bases 1 to 1050 code for a protein of 349 amino acids. Gene Ontology annotation, molecular function: zinc ion binding; protein binding. The record is from RefSeq and is a predicted model, not a curated record. NCBI's taxonomy places the organism in Eukaryota, Metazoa, Chordata, Actinopteri, Salmoniformes, Salmonidae. The transcript has 5 exons.
AUGGCGCAGAAGGAAAAAGCUCUCAGAGUGAAGCAAAUGGGGAAGUGUAAGGUGGUGUCGAGCAGCCGGAAUGAUCAAGCAGGGAAGCACAUCAUCAGGCCAGAGGAGGUGGUCUGUGAUGUCUGUGAUGAGCUGAAAGCUGUGAAGUUCUGUCUGAUCUGCACGCAGUCCUACUGUGAGACCCAUGUUAGGAAGCACUACACACUACCUAAACUACAGAGACACACCCUGGUGGAGGUGACUGGAGACUUGGAGGAGAGACUCUGUCAGGAACACCACAGAGCUCUGGAGGUGUUCUGCAGGACAGACCAGAAGCUGAUCUGCAGUCAGUGUGUAGUAACAGAACAUGAAGGACAUGAUGUAGUCUAUGAUGAGAUAAAACAAGCAGGAAGACAGACUUUUGAUAGAGAUCAAUGUCAAAGACUAAAGCUGGCCUCAGUUGACGAAGUACUGCCCCCUCCUGGUGAGAUCCAGUUCCUGUCAGUGACAUCAGACUCUGUGUCUCUGAGCUGGGGUUCUCCUGAGGGACUGACAGGAGCACAGAAUUUCAGUGUAACUUGGGGAUGUGAUGGGGAAGAGAGGAGCCUGAUGGUAGAAGAUGGGUGUAAUGUUGAAAUAGAUGGACUCCAGCCUGGUAAAAAGUAUCAGUUCAGUGUGGCUACAGAGGGAGAAGACGGCAGACAAAGCAGAUGGGUCUCAGCAUCUGUAUUUACUGUGGUCCCAGCACCCAGGGACUUACAAAUAAACCAGUCAGGAGCGACCUCCUUCACUGUCAGUUGGACCAAGGCUGAAGAAUUGGAGAAUGUCCCACAACGCUUUCUCAUAUCCUACUGCAGCCCGGGAUCAGAGACCCGAGCAGCCAAUACUGAGGACUCCUACAGAACUCUCUCUGGCCUGCUACCUGGUACUCAGUACACCAUCAGUGUCUCAACUGUGUUGAACAAUGGGAAACAGAGCAAACCUCUCUCUACAACCAUCUGUACAAGUAAGCCUCAUACCGACUCACUUCACUUCUGGGGGGCGGAAUUGGACAAAUCUGAACUAGACUGA